UCCAGGGACCAGAACUAGGGUUUGCGAAAUCGUGACGCGAGCACUUGAAGAUUCGCGAAAGACAGCGCGACCGACCCACGGCGAUGGCCACCGUCCACCCUCAAUCCCCGGCGGGUCCCACCCAUCUCCCGCAGGAGGAGCGACACGGGGACGCCCCGGUACCGCCCGCCGUCUCCGGCGAACCCGCCGCCGCAGCGGAGGCGGGCGGCGAGAUCGCCGCGCUCGACAAGCAGCUCGCCGUCGUCGGCGGCGGCGAGGAGAGGAGGCCGGCCGGGGCCGGGGCCGGGGCCGCCAGCGCAGGCGGGGGAGGGAAGCUGGUGGCGGAGGCCAUGCGCAAGUACGCUGCCCCGCGGUCGUCGCGCUUCCACGGCGUCACCAGGCUCAAGUGGAGCGGCAAGUACGAGGCGCACCUUUGGGACAACACCAGCCAGGUCGAAGGCCGCAAGCGCAAGGGCAAGCACGUGUACUUAGGCAGCUAUGUCGAUGAAGAGCAGGCUGCAAAGGCACAUGAUUUGGCUGCCCUUAAAUAUUGGGGCACAGGGCCAAACACCAAACUGAACUUCAAUAUUUCUGAUUAUGAGAAAGAAAUUGAGGUUAUGAAGACCAUGUCCCAAGAUGAAUUUGUGGCCUACAUAAGGAGACAAAGCAGUUGUUUCUCAAGAGGUACUUCAUCAUACCGGGGUGUAACCAGACGGAAGGAUGGUAAAUGGCAAGCAAGAAUUGGUAGGAUCGGUGAGAGUAGAGACACCAAAGACAUUUACCUUGGGACCUUUGAAACUGAAGAAGAGGCAGCAGAAGCUUAUGACAUUGCAGCGAUCGAGCUUCGGGGUGUUCAUGCAGUCACCAACUUUGACAUUAGUAAUUACUGUGAAGAUGGUUUGAGAAAAUUAGAAGGCCCAUCAGAGGUGGCUAAGCUUGGAAGUCCGUCGGAGGUUGUGAAGCUCGCUGGGCAAUAGAUACUAGAUUAGCAACGUGUAAAUUAGUUUCUAUUUCGUUUCUUUUGUCUUCAUAUUCUCCCCCUUUUGUAUUCCUGAUUUUUUUUGCCGUUUUGUGAGUUCCCUCCUUGCCUUAUUGGCAAGCCAGUAUUUACCCGACUCGAAAGGACAAUGUGAUGUUGUAUUUUAGCCUCACAGAAAGGUAUUACUAACCUUUGAUGUCA
Molecule: messenger RNA, 1159 nt
Organism: Zea mays
Lineage: Eukaryota; Viridiplantae; Streptophyta; Magnoliopsida; Poales; Poaceae
Exons: 8
Coding region: 84-956 (290 amino acids)
Biological process (GO): regulation of DNA-templated transcription
Molecular function (GO): DNA-binding transcription factor activity; DNA binding
Source: RefSeq, marked validated